Messenger RNA from Microcebus murinus (gray mouse lemur), 1492 nucleotides. It is a transcript of the gene GADD45A, whose product is annotated as growth arrest and DNA damage inducible alpha. NCBI's taxonomy places the organism in Eukaryota, Metazoa, Chordata, Mammalia, Primates, Cheirogaleidae. Gene Ontology annotation, cellular component: nucleus; cytoplasm. The record is from RefSeq and is a predicted model, not a curated record. Gene Ontology annotation, biological process: regulation of cell cycle.
GGGCUGGGGCCAAAUUGCCACAGCAGACUCAUUUGCAUAGGCCAAUGGCCGCGCCGUAUGCAAAUGAGGCGGGAGGUGGUUGGCUGAAGCUUGGCAGGAUAACUCCGGCGAGCGGGGCCUUUUGUCCUCCAGUGGCUGGGAGGCAGCUGCCGGGUAGGUGUCGCUGCGGGCGGCGAGACGAGGGCCCUAGAGCCUGCGGACGAGCGAGUGGGGCGGGAGGGAGAACUGCGCGGCGGCGGCGGCGGACGCUGGAGGAGGAGCCCGGGCGGGCGAGGGGAGGCCGGAGCGCGCCGGGGCCGGAGCUUGCCGCGCGGCGCGGGUAAGCGGGAGCAGAGAGCAGGCGCCCGCGCGCGCACGGUGGCAGGAGCAGCCCGCACGCCGCGCUCUCUCUGUGGGCGACCUGCAGUUGCAAUAUGACUUUGGAAGAAUUCUCGGCUGGAGAGCAGAAGACUGAAAGGAUGGAUAAGGUGGGGGAUGCCCUGGAGGAAGUGCUCAGCAAAGCCCUGAGUCAGCGCACUAUCACCGUCGGGGUGUACGAGGCGGCCAAGCUGCUCAAUGUCGACCCUGAUAACGUGGUGCUGUGCCUGCUGGCGGCGGACGAGGACGACGACAGGGAUGUGGCUCUGCAGAUCCACUUCACCCUGAUCCAGGCAUUCUGCUGCGAGAACGACAUCAACAUCCUGCGCGUCAGCAACCCGGGCCGGCUGGCCGAGCUCCUGCUCCUGGAGACCGACACGAGCCCGGCGGCGAGCGAGGGCGCCGCGCAGCCCCCGGACCUGCACUGCGUGCUGGUGACGAAUCCACAUUCGUCGCAAUGGAAGGAUCCUGCCUUAAGUCAACUUAUUUGUUUUUGCCGGGAAAGCCGCUACAUGGAUCAGUGGGUUCCAGUGAUUAACCUCCCUGAACGGUGAUGGCAUCUGAAUGAAAAUAACUGAACCAAAUUGCACUGAAGUUUUUGAAAUACCUUUGUAGUUACUCAAGCAGUUACUCCCUACACUGAUGCAAGGAUUACAGAAACUGAUGUCAAGGGGCUGAGUGAGUUCAACUACAUGUUCUAGGGGCCCGGAGAUAGAUGACUUUGCAGAUGGAUAGAGGUGAAAAUGAAGAAGGAAGCUGUGUUGAAACAGAAAUACAAGUCAAAAGGAACAAAAAUUACAGAGAACCACGCAGGAAGGAAAACUAUGUAUUAAUUUAGGAUGGUUGAGUUACAUUAAAAUAAACCAAAUAUGCUUUGUUAAAGUUUAAAUGUGCAGCCAUAGUUUGGGUAUUUUUGGUUUAUAUGCCCUCAAAAAAAAAAAAAAAAAGAAAAAGAAAAGCUGAAUGGGUUCAUCAUAUUUUAAAACCAUAUUUUAUUGUAUUUCGAUGAGAUGUUAAUUCUCAAAAGUUUUAUUAUAAAUCGUACUAAGUUAUUUUAUGACAUGAAAAGUUAUUUAUGCUAUAAAUUUUUUGAAACAAUGCCUACAAUAAACUGGUAUGGAAUAAUUGCAUCAUU